GGGGGAAAAGGACGUCCUAGCGCAUGCGCCACAUUUAUGUUGUUGUUUGUGGCGGUAAGAUGGCGGCGCUCGGAAACACCUCAGCUCCGGGGGUGAAUGGGUUAAUACAACAAUUCACAGCUAUAACAGGAGCCACAGAGAGUGUCGGACAACAUAUGCUGGAAGCAUGCAGCAACAACCUGGAGAUGGCAGUGACCAUGUUUCUGGACGGAGGCGGGAUUGCAGAGGAGCCCAGCACCAGCUCCAGUUCAGCAGCUUCAAGCAGCAGAGCUCCCCCUUCAGAUGAAGUACGAGCACCCAUUCCCCAGAAGCAGGACAUAUUGGUGGAACCUGAACCAUUGUUUGGAGUGCCAAAGCGAAGAAGACCAGCUCGAUCUAUAUUUGAUGGGUUCCGAGACUUCCAAACAGAAACAAUUCGGCAGGAACAGGAGCUGCGUAACGGUGGUACAGUGGAUAAGAAACUGAGCACCCUGGCAGACCUUUUCCGUCCUCCCAUUGAGCUCAUGCACAAAGGCAGCUUUGAGACGGCAAAAGACUGUGGACAACUAGAGAACAAGUGGCUAAUGAUCAACAUUCAAAAUGUUCAGGACUUUGCCUGCCAAUGCCUGAACAGGGACGUUUGGAGUAACGAUGCAGUGAAGACCAUCAUCAGAGAACACUUCAUAUUUUGGCAGGUAUAUCAUGAUAGUGAAGAGGGACAAAGAUACAUCCAGUUCUAUAAGCUGAACAAGUUUCCCUAUAUUUCCAUCCUCGAUCCCCGCACAGGUCAGAAAAUGGUGGAGUGGAAUCAGCUUGACGUGGCGUCGUUCCUGGAGCAGACGUCUGGCUUCCUGGCAGAGCACGGGCAGCUCGAUGGGCCAUCCUGUCACGCACCCCCUGCCAAACGAGCUCGCUCGGAGAGUCUGAUUGAUGCCAGUGAAGACAGUCAGCUGGAGGCAGCGAUCCGAGCCUCCCUACAGGAGACCCACUACGAGUCCUCAAAUGCCCCCGAACCCCCUGAUUCCCCCCGAUCCGAUGAGGAAUCGGAUGCAGAGCCUUUCUCUGACAGCGAGGGUCCCAUCUCUGUUGAUUGCUCAGACAGUGAAAUGUCAGCACCCCACGAAGAAAAAAGUUUUACCAACAAACACACCCCACUUCCUGCGGCCACUGCGGCCCAGCAGCGUCUACAUCCAGAUAGUUCUACUUCUUCGCAUAGAAAGUCUCCAUACAAAGAAAACAACCACAGUCACAAGAAGGAGGAGAGCAAAAAGAAUCACCUGGAGCCCUCAGCUGCAGGUCCUCGUCAUCCUCAACCUGAAGCAGAUUCUGGAGGUAACCACUGUUCCCCAGCGGCCGACAGCGCUGGACCUUCCAACAGCAGCACCGCCGAAACCUGUGACGUGGACUGUCCUGACGACAAUGGUCCCAAAGCCAGGUUGAUGCUCCGUUACCCGGAUGGACAGAGAGAGCAAAUUUCCUUGUCUUCUAAAGCAAAACUUUUGGCCUUGGUAAGACACGUCCAGUCCAAAGGUUACCCUAAUGAACGCUUCGAACUCGUAACCAACUUUCCCAGAAGGAAGCUCGCCCACUUGGACUAUGACAUCACGCUGCAGGAGGCGGGACUUUGUCCACAGGAGACUGUAUUUGUUCAAGAGAGGAACUAGCCUUGUCAGACACACUCACUUUUGCUUGUCUGUAUCUCUCUGAUAGACCUCACCCUUUCACCAAUGACCUGGGACAAUGUCACUGGCCUUGAUCCCAUAAACUUCAGUUCUCCUGGAAUUAGGCCCCGAUUUUGCCAAGACAAGUCUGAGUGGAUGGACUACUUUCCCCGCCACUCCACUAGUCUGAAUACUGACGUCUCUACUGACAGCCUAAUCCCUUUGUAGUGCUCUACAAUUGGCCAGUAAGGUUACGGAUGCCGGCACUCUUUCAUUUUUUUAAUGUGAUUUAUUCUUUUCUGAUGCAGGCUUCAUUUUGUUGUAAACACUGAGGCACAUCGGGAGAGAAUAUAUAUACGAUAGCUCAUGUUAAAAAAAUACAACAAGUCAAAAUAAUGGAUCACUGAUUGAAGAUGAGGCACCAGAGACUUGUACAAAAAGACUUUUACCUCCCAGAAAGGAUGUUAAAUGUCAGAGUUUAUUUUCUUGCUCUUUUUGUUAUGUUCUGUACCCGGAUACAGGUAAAGGGAGGCUCCUUCUAGAUUAUUUUGACCCAAAUUUGGUCUCUCACACGGUCAUUGUUUGAACAAUUGUAAUUAUUUGAAAGGCACUAAGAAAAAAGGUCCGGAAAUUACAAGUCAAGAAAAUGUGUCGGACAUCUGUGACACACUUGUGUAGAUCUCAGAGGAUUUGGGUUGAUCUGCACAUUUUUACUCCAGUUUCUAUUGGUUAAUUAGAGACUAGUAGAUUGUUUUUUGGUUUGAAUUUUUGAUACAGAAGGGAAUGAAUGAAGGGUGGUACAUCUCAUCAGUCGGACCUACACUGUACAGAGAUGGCUUAGAGAGACUGAUAUUUAGCUGUAGUCAUUGUUUCCUUUCUUUUUUUAUAUGCUGCCAAGAAAAUAUGCUGAUGUUGAAAUAUAACCACCAAAACCAAGGGCGAUUCUGCUUGGUCUUUUGUCACAUUUUAAAUGAACUUCACAGGCAGAAUGUCAAAUGUCAUCGGUAACGACCCAAACCGAAAACAAAUAUAGAAAAAUUAUGAAAAGAGAAAAGCAGCAACUCUUGAGAAUCAACUUCCACAACUUAAAAAUCAAAUGUGUAUUACUCUGCAUUGUGUUUUUAAAACUGUAUUUCAGGAUGCACCUAGCUAACCCUGAGCCCCUGCUGACUUUAGUUAAUCAAAUUAUCUUAGUAAGGCACAUUUAACUUUUUUUUUUUUUUUUUUUUCUAGCUAGGGUUUCAUGUCAGAUUGCUUGAAAUGAAACCUACCGCUGUAAAAGGUUGAGUGAAACUCAAACUGUUUUAAACUGAUGCCUCAACAUUUGUGACAGGAUCUGGAGUCAUGAGGUCGUGAGCUCAUGGAUAAAAUACCAUGUGGGCUUUAAUAAGCUGGAAUAUGGACAGUUGGUGGCAGUAAUGUGCCUUUUGUAAUGGCAACAAUUCUUCAUUAAAUAAGGUGAAACAAAUGAAUACUACAAGCCAGUGUAAAUAAUGAAGGUUUUAAACUUUAAAUGAGCUUUACUUAUGUUUUAUUAAGUAAGCAAUUAAUACAGUAUUUGCAGUUGGGAUGUUUGACGAAACCAAAAUCUUUGUUAACAAAAAAAAAAACUAAGUUGUCGCAAUUGGUCUUGGAGAGCAGCUGUUUUCCUUUUCUACUCAACUUUUCUAUAUUUAAAAGUUUUUUUUUUUACUAAGCACAAAUGGAGGUGAUGUGUGCUGCCAAGUCAGUUUACUAAUAUCAGAACAAACUGUUAAACUGUCACAUCAGAAGAAAACUUCACACAUCUCUUUCCUGAGACAGGUGCGUAGGAGAAGGGGGAGCGGAUCAAAAGAUCCAAACAUACUCACACACUGUCUAACUUGCAAAAAAUACAUUUAUUUGCGUCAUUUCAGUGAUGGACCGUGCUUAAAGCUCCAAAAGCUAUACAUUAAAUUGAGCUUCAUCUUUUUAUAGGAAUCUACCCAUUUAAUGUUAGCAUUUUGAUUACGAUUGUUAUUAUACAGAUUGUUUUAUUUUUCUAGCUCCAUAUAUGGUAUUGCUGAUUGUCAUACAGUAAAUUGAUGUUUGGUAUCUAUGCCUUCCUAUUGCACGUGGGGGAUGUAAUGUGUGAUUGGAUGCAGACUUGCAGCCACUCCCUAUUUAAGAUGGCUCAUUGUCACAACCCUUUUGCCUGACGGAGGUCCAGCACCGAAACGCCGCAAAUAAGUGUAUUUUUGCAAGUUAGACAGUGUGAGGGAGUUUGUUUGCAGUUUGACUCAACAGCUAUUCAAAUACACAUUACAUUACAUAAGAAUGUGAUGAAUACAAGGGCGCUUUAACUGUUAUCACUGACGUCAAUGAUUAAAUUACUGGAUAAAUAUUUAAAAUCCUACAAUGAUAAAAAUAGGAAGAUGUAAUCGAUUGUAUUUAGAAACAAAUGAUCUUUUGUAACAGUUUGUCUCUGAUUCCUACUGUAGAUAACGUUUAGUGUCAAGCCUUUGAGAAAAAAAAAAAAAAAAAA
Cottoperca gobio is the source of this 4143-nucleotide messenger RNA. RefSeq names its product UBX domain protein 7 (gene ubxn7). The transcript has 11 exons. NCBI's taxonomy places the organism in Eukaryota, Metazoa, Chordata, Actinopteri, Perciformes, Bovichtidae. The record is from RefSeq and is a predicted model, not a curated record. Gene Ontology annotation, biological process: proteasome-mediated ubiquitin-dependent protein catabolic process. Bases 24 to 1643 code for a protein of 539 amino acids. Gene Ontology annotation, cellular component: nucleus. Gene Ontology annotation, molecular function: ubiquitin binding.